Nyctereutes procyonoides (raccoon dog) is the source of this 5321-nucleotide messenger RNA. RefSeq names its product zinc finger and BTB domain containing 18 (gene ZBTB18). Bases 1524 to 3092 code for a protein of 522 amino acids. Gene Ontology annotation, molecular function: protein binding; DNA-binding transcription factor activity, RNA polymerase II-specific; RNA polymerase II cis-regulatory region sequence-specific DNA binding. The record is from RefSeq and is a predicted model, not a curated record. Gene Ontology annotation, biological process: regulation of transcription by RNA polymerase II. Lineage: Eukaryota; Metazoa; Chordata; Mammalia; Carnivora; Canidae. The transcript is spliced from 3 exons. Gene Ontology annotation, cellular component: nucleus.
AUUCACCGCGAAGUUAGGGAAAGUUAGGUCUGUGACUUUGGCCAAGCGAGGAAGCCUGGACGGAGACGCUGGUUUUUGUUACUGGUUAACUCUGCCGCGGUUUUCGGGUGAGGACCCGGCGGUGACCAGCAGGGCUGCGACGCUCGCGCCUCGGGCCUUCGCUGCGCCUCGCCCUCCCAGUCCGUGGGGUUGGCUUUGACAUUCACAGAUGUCGCAGCACCUUGCAGGGCACGGGGCAGCCCAGCCCGGGUUACGUUACGAUUUCAUCAGCCAUUAGAAAAAGACCCACAAAGUCGAGCUGAAAAGUUCCCAAACUUACUAGACUUGCCCCCCUCCUUCUUACUGAAAGCUGAAAGGUUUUCUUGUGAUCACGAAACAUUACAGCAGAGUGACCCAAAAAAAGAUUGUUAUGGGACACAGAUCAAGGGGAAGACAAAGUUCUGCUUUUUUUUUUUUUUUUCCCCCUGAGCGGAGAGUCAGAUCAGAUAGGCAGGUGCAGUGUUCAUUUUAAGCGGCCGUAGCAGGUUGCAUCAGUUUAUUAAUUUGUCUCAUUGAACUGAAGUACUUUCCAGGAUUUCAGAAAGUGCAGUUUCACCUUGUUGAUAGUGAGAGUUGAAAUUUGCAUGUAGUGGCAAUGUGAGAAAUUUUAUUGAGUAGGUUGUAGGAGAUAAAUAGUUAAAAUUAAGAGGGAAAUAAUAAGGUGAACCCGCCUGUAGUAAUAGUUCUGUAUAGUCUCCCAGCAUUGAGACAUGUAUGCCAUUAUCUUGGCGGAAAAAAAAAAAUGAAAGUACCGUAAUAAUGUUGAAAUGGGACUGGAGAUGUCAAUUGGGUUGGUUUAAAAAUAUCCCUAAGCUGCCUUUGAAACUAAACGUUGGAGUUGAAUAAAAGUGAAUCUGGAUUUCCUGAAUAGCACCGUGGCUUGAGUGUGCUGUCAGUAUGUGAGCCAGUCCACCAACUUAAGACAGAAGUGUUGCUAUUCCAUAAAUACAGUAGAACUCCAUAUGCUGAGUUUUUCAAUUUCUUUCUGUUAGAAAGUUUGGAAAAAAAGGGAGACUUUGAAGUAUUUUGUUUAUACUAACAGAAGAGAAAAGUUCUCCUAAGAAAAAGCUGGUGGCAGGAGUGUAGAGGAGUAGCAUAUGGCAUUAAAAGGAGCACAGCUGGAGGUAGCAUUUCCAUCUGAACAUGAUGUCAGAGCAGCUGACAGCCUGCCAUCCCUCAGCCUUUUAUUCUAACACACAGACAGGGAGUUAGUGUGUGCGGAUCUGUGGUGGAGAAGGUAUCUUAUUCCUCUCUAACAUCAUCUCCACUUUGCAUCUGUCUCUCUUAGUCCGCUUUUUUUCCACCGAUGUAACAGACCUGGAGCCAGCGAGACCCAGAGGAAAGGACUUAAUCAGGUUUAUGUGUCCUAAAGAAAACAAGGGCAGCAAUGCAGAUUUGAAAGAAUAGAAGCUAGUGGGAAAACAAAAUAUAUCAAGUUUUAUUGAAACAAAGUAUUUUCUGUUGAAUGAGGUUAUGAAGACAGUAUGGAGUUUCCAGACCACAGUAGACAUUUGCUGCAGUGUCUGAGCGAGCAGAGGCAUCAGGGCUUCCUUUGUGACUGCACUGUUCUGGUGGGAGAUGCCCAGUUCCGCGCGCACCGAGCUGUACUGGCUUCAUGCAGCAUGUAUUUCCACCUCUUUUACAAGGACCAGCUGGACAAAAGAGACAUUGUUCAUCUGAACAGCGACAUUGUUACAGCCCCGGCUUUCGCUCUCCUGCUUGAAUUCAUGUAUGAAGGGAAACUCCAGUUCAAAGACUUGCCCAUUGAAGACGUGCUAGCAGCUGCCAGUUAUCUCCACAUGUAUGACAUUGUCAAAGUGUGCAAAAAGAAGCUGAAAGAGAAAGCCACCACGGAGGCAGACAGCACCAAGAAGGAGGAAGAUGCCUCCAGUUGCUCGGACAAAGUUGAGAGCCUCUCGGACGGCAGCAGCCACAUGGCCGGCGAUCUGCCCAGCGACGAGGACGAGGGCGAAGACGAAAAACUGAACCUCCUGCCCAGCAAAAGGGACUUGGCGGCCGAGCCCGGGAACAUGUGGAUGCGCUUGCCCUCCGACUCGGCAGGCAUCCCCCCGGCAGGCGGGGAGGCCGAGCCACACGCCACAGCAGCUGGAAAAACAGUCGCCAGCCCCUGCAGCUCCACAGAGUCUUUGUCCCAGAGGUCUGUCACCUCCGUGAGGGAUUCGGCAGAUGUUGACUGUGUGCUGGACCUGUCUGUCAAGUCCAGCCUUUCGGGAGUUGAAAAUCUGAACAGCUCUUAUUUCUCUUCACAGGACGUGCUGAGAAGCAACCUGGUGCAGGUGAAGGUGGAGAAAGAGGCUUCCUGUGAGGAGAGCGAGGUUGGCACUAAUGACUAUGACAUGGAACAUAGCGCUGUGAAAGAGAGUGUGAGCACUAACGCCAGGGUACAGUAUGAGCCGGCCCACCUGGCUCCGCUGAGGGAGGACUCGGUCUUGAGGGAGCUCGAGCGCGACGACAAAGCCAGCGACGAUGAGAUGAUGACCCCGGACGCUGAGCGCGGCCCGGUGGAGGGCGGCAUGGAGAGCAGCCUGCUGCCCUACGUGUCCAACAUCCUGAGCCCGGCCGGCCAGAUCUUCAUGUGCCCGCUGUGCAACAAGGUCUUCCCCAGCCCACACAUCCUGCAGAUCCACCUGAGCACGCACUUCCGCGAGCAGGACGGGCUACGCAGCAAGCCGGCCGCCGACGUCAACGUGCCCACCUGCUCGCUGUGUGGCAAGACUUUCUCGUGCAUGUACACGCUCAAGCGCCACGAGAGGACUCACUCAGGCGAGAAGCCCUACACGUGCACGCAGUGCGGCAAGAGCUUCCAGUACUCGCACAACCUGAGCCGCCACGCCGUGGUGCACACGCGCGAGAAGCCGCACGCCUGCAAGUGGUGCGAGCGCAGGUUCACGCAGUCCGGGGACCUGUACAGACACAUCCGCAAGUUCCACUGUGAGUUGGUGAACUCCUUGUCUGUCAAAAGCGAAGCCCUGAGCUUGCCCACUGUCAGAGACUGGACCUUAGAAGAUAGCUCUCAAGAACUCUGGAAAUAAUUUUAUAUAUAUAUAAAUAAUAUAUAUAUAUAUAUAUACAUAUAUAUACAUAGAUCUCUAUCUAGUUGUGGUACGGUCUAAAAGCAGCCUUGUUUCCUGGAACUAAAACGUCGGGGUGUUAACUCGGUUUUGCACUUUAGAGUAGCAUGAGACUCUCACUAAUUUAGCAUUCUGGUAAAAGAGACUUUCGAGCAAGUCGGAGACUAGAGAGGGCUUUUUCUUUCGAGGGGGUAGGGGAAGGAAGCCAAUAAGAACCUUGGAAACAACUCGUCCUAUCACAAGAUGCUUUCACAGGGCUUAAUUUUGUCGACACUGCAUUGUCUUCUGAGCUCGCUCUCUCUCUCUCUCUCUCUCUCUCUCUCUCUCUUUUUCCACUUUGUUUUGGUUUUGUGUUUUUGUUUUGUUUUGGUUUUGUUUGGGUUUUUGUUUUUUCCUUUUCAGAGUAGAAAUUCCCUCCAGUUUUCUUAGCCUCUUUAUAUGUCACAAAUUGCAUGAAUCUUUUCUGGCUGUUGGAAACCUGAAUGCUUUUAGACCCAAAUGGAAAAUUUCUGAAAUGCUGGAUUAUCUAUUUUUAAACAAGCAGUUGACUUAAAACUUUCUGUGGCAACUUCUGGUUUUCUGACGGUUCCCAAUGAGAGAAAUUCUGAAAGUACACUGGGAUCACUGGGACGCUGUCUUUGUGAAGGUUUGCUUGGGAUGAAAAAGGAUAUUGCAGCUUCAGCAGUGUUGAACUGUGUGUUGAAAAAUGUGAAUUACUGUUCUUGUAUACUGUAACUGAUUACACGGGCUGGGGGGGGUGUCAAAGAACUUGACAGGUUGUGUUGAUGCUCUUAGUUGAGUCUUGAAAAGUAAAUAUUAACGCUACAGAAAUGCAUGAGUUUCAAUAUAUUUUUUGUCUUUGUUUGCAUUGUAUAACUUUAACGAGUGAGUUUAAAAUUAUUUAAUUUCCUUAGAAAAAAAAUAGCACCGUUUGGGGAAAAAAACUGGUGUUAUGAAGAACGUAAAUGCACUGUUUUUAUUUUUAUUUUAUAUAAUUUAAAUUGACUUUCCCACUGUCCUUAAGUUGAAACUGUUAAGCUGAAUAAAAACUUAAGCUGCAAAUUGAUAACUUCGCUACAUAACAAGGAAAAUAUAAAUGUUUACAAACGGCUUAAAGAUUUGCAUGUGCAGUGUGCAUUUAUAACAAACUUCUAAUUGCACAAAACCCAUGCCAGCUCAAAAGUUUAGGUGUACACAUUUACCCAGUUGAGCAUUUUUAGAGUAACUACUGCACAAAUUGACAAUAGGUCAUUCUCUCUCUUCUUUUUUUUUUUUUUUGGGAUUUUUUUGGGGGGCUCCCCUUCUCUUUUUCUUCCUUCUCCCUCACCCACCCACCCUCCCUCCCUCCCUCUCUCCCUCCCCUUCAUUGCCCCCCCCCCCCCCCCAAACUCAUGAAAAGAUUCUAUGGACUGAAAAAGCCCCGGGCUGAAAGGACUGGACUGCCUUGAUUGACGUGGGUUAGGUGGGGAAGGGGGUUAGUGGACUCUGUGUAUCGGGGCAGCAGAGGCUGCAGCCCAACGUGUGGUUUUCAUGACCAACACGCAGGGCAAAAGCAUUUUGCACAGUGUUUGUUUUCCUGUCUUGCACUUACAAAUAAGGUCUAUGGGAGUAGCAUGGAAAACGUUUGCUGUUUUUCCCUUUUUUUUUUUAAUUGCUUUUGUUUAAAAUUUGAUCGCCUUAACUACUGUAAACAUAGCCUAUUUUUGUGCUUAAGAUACUGAAUGGAAAACUCCAUUGUGUGUUGCUGGACUGUUUUGGAAAUAUUUGGUCAAAUGUGUGUUAAUUUGGCUGUAAUGGCAUUUAAAGCAAACAAACAAACAAAAAAAGCUGUGAAAAUGGCCUUGGAGCAUUAUUUUUAGUUACUUGAAGAGUUUUUAGUUUUUUUUUAAAAUACAGUUUAUGUUAAAAUAAUUUUUAUUAAUUUAGAAGAGACAAUCAAUGUCUGAGAAAACGGACUUUCUUUUGGAUUUUCUUUUUUGUGGUCAUUGUGAGUGAUUGCUUUUUCCUUUUAUUAGUUUCACAUUCUUCCUUUGUUCUAAACCUUAGACUGACAUCUAGCUUUGACAAUCAUAGUAUGUUUUAUUUUCCUGAGGGGGGAAUAACUUAUAAUGCUGUUUAGUUUUGUACUAUUGGUGUGUUGGUGAAUUUUUAAACUGUGUGCUAACUGCAAUAAAUUAUAUGAACUGAGAA